AUCUGUUUGAGAUCCAGGCGUAUACUUGGAAUUCACUCAAAACCAUUAUCGGGAGGGCUGGAUCCGUUGUCGACGGUUAAACGCACGGAAAAGCGAGUUUAACGAAGGAAAUGUAACUUUUUUUAAACACUUCCCGUUACCUGUUGUGAGAGUUUCAGUUAGAGUAGAGAAAGCAGAAGUGGGAGGUGGAUGUAACGUUAUUUGGGGAACAAAAAGAAGAAAAAGGGGACUUUCGUGGCGUCAGAGAUUUGUUGGCUCUGUGACAGUUAUUGCUGUAACACAAUUUGUUGCGCGAAACCUCAUAAAAUGUCGCCGAGAUUAGAGUUUCAUGUCAUUUUUUGGUGCGUAGCAGGUGUUUUGGCUUCCUACGCCCAAGAGUGUGGUCGACCGACCAUAGUGGAGAACAGGAUUGUGGGAGGGAAUGACGCCACAGAUGGGGCCUGGCCGUGGCAGGUGGCUAUCCAGUCAGGCACUGUUCAUAUCUGUGGAGGCUCCAUCAUCACAAAGGACUGGAUCCUCUCAGCCGCUCAUUGUUUCCUCAAUCCAUCCGACGUGAGCGGUUACAUUAUCUACACUGGCCGGUACCAGCUGAAUGGCUUCAACCCGCACCAGACAUUGCAUCACGUGAGCCAGGUGGUGGUCCCGUCCGGUUACACUGACCCCAACCAGGGCAAGGAUUUGGCGUUGGUGCGACUCUCCAACUCGAUAACCUUUUCGGAUUAUGUCCGUCCCAUCUGCUUGCCUGCCUCUAGCACGCUGUUUCCAAGUGGCAUGAUGUGCUAUGUCACCGGCUGGGGAAACAUCCGGAAUGAUGUCCCUCUGUCAGGCAUCGGGACUCUGCAGGAAGUGCAGGUGCCAAUCAUCUCCCAGAGUUCAUGUCAGGAGAUGUACCGGACGAACCCGAAUGAGCAGGUGGACAUCCUGUAUGACAUGAUCUGUGCUGGAUACCAGGAGGGCGGCAAGGACUCCUGCCAGGGUGACUCAGGAGGGCCUCUUGUCUGCUCCAUGGUGAAUGGGACCUGGGUGCAGGCUGGGGUGGUGAGUUUUGGACAGGGCUGUGCUCACGCAAACCAGCCAGGUGUGUACACCAGACUGACCAGCUACUCCAGCUUCAUCAGCAACACGGUAUCAGGGAUCCAGCUGUAUGGCCGAGCUAAUCAGAUCUGGUGUGGGAAGGCUGCCAUGUUGGUCAGCUUUCUGUCCACUCUACUGGUCCUGCUUCAGAGGUAGAACACUUUGAAAAUUGGAUUUCUGGAAGGUGGAUCACAAACCAGGCCAAAUGAAGGAGAUUAAUCCUAUGUCUGACGUGUGUCCAAAGUUAUCCUGAAUAGUAAAGCUAAACGUAUCUUACGUGCACAUGAAGCCACACUGAACAUGAAAUGUAAUAUAAUCUUCAUUUUUAGAACUUAAAGUCUGCAUUAUGAUUUUUGAGUAAAAGCAGUUUUGAUAGGUUUGUAUUUUAAAUCAGAAUUAUGAACUAAAUAAAUUAUGUGUUCUGUAUUUGAAAUAAAUUGUUAAUUUGA
Epinephelus moara (kelp grouper) is the source of this 1523-nucleotide messenger RNA. RefSeq lists its product as uncharacterized. The transcript is spliced from 6 exons. Gene Ontology annotation, molecular function: serine-type endopeptidase activity. Bases 307 to 1230 code for a protein of 307 amino acids. Gene Ontology annotation, biological process: proteolysis. Lineage: Eukaryota; Metazoa; Chordata; Actinopteri; Perciformes; Serranidae. The record is from RefSeq and is a predicted model, not a curated record.